AUGUCUGACACUUCACCCACGAUUCGUUGGGAAACCACAGCGUUCACCAUCGACCUAGUUCUAAAUGAAGCAGGGGCCAUUUGCGUGAGAAGCAUCCUUCCUGCAAGGGCAAAGGCCCAGAAAUCGGCCUCACUCCUUUUUGAGUCAUCUGAAUUGCCCCUAGUCAGCGUCAAGCUAGCAGGAGAGGGCAACACAGCCGGCAAAACCGCAAAAGCCCUGGUCGGCAGCUAUCUUUCCCAGCGAUUGAAAUACGAAAACCACGAGAUACAAAAAGAUGGCCAGGUUGAGACAUUGGAGAUUAACAGCCGAGAUGCAGUUAUAGGAAUUCUAGUGAUUGCCCGCCUUUCUAUCUACGGAGAGAUUCCAGCCCUCAGGUCGUCGGCUACGAUCACAAACGAGUCCAAAGAUACCGAUAUUACCGUCACACAGCUCUCCUCAAUUGCAGUUGGUGGCUUGACGACAAAGUCGCAGGAGUGGUACCACGGCUACACACUCUUGACCGCCACUAAUGGGUGGUUUCGAGAAGCUCAGUGGCGCGAGCAGACAUUGCCGGAAAUUGGUAUCGACAAUGAUGGGAUAUGUGAACUUCCUGACGGACAUUCAGCCUCACAAGCCACUUUUAGCCUCCAAAGUCGUGGGUCAUUCUCCACAAGCAGCCAUUUACCAAUGGGUGCUCUGAGGUCAAUUGAUGACAAGGACACCUGGCUCUGGCAAGUUGAAAAUAAUGGCUCUUGGCGAUGGGAGAUCGGAGACUAUAAAGAUAGCAUCUAUCUCGCAGCUGGCGGGCCGACGGGGAUGGACCACAACUGGAAACAAGUACUAAAACCUGGGCAGAGCUUCUCGACAGUUCCUGUUGCUUUGACACGCGUGGCUGGUGGAGUGGAGGCAGCAUUUGCUGCGCUCACUGAUUAUCGUCGACAGAUCAGAAGACCUCAUGAAGACAAUGAGAAUCUCCCUAUAAUCUUCAACGAUUAUAUGAACUGCCUCAUGGGUGACCCUGACGAGAACAAGGUAGCUGCCCUUCUCGACCCCGUGGCCAAGAUGGGGGCGGAGUACUUUGUGAUCGAUGCUGGAUGGUACGCGGACGAUAGUACAUGGUGGGAUGACGUGGGCCUAUGGGAGCCUUCACAAAAGCGUUUUCCGUCCGGAUUCAAAGUCCUCCUAGACAAAAUCAGGAGCAAAGGGCUUAUCCCUGGCCUGUGGCUGGAGCCGGAGGUUGUUGGCGUGCGAAGUAUAGUGGCCAAUCGUCUCCCCAAGGAAGCCUUUUUCCAAGAGUGUGGCCAGCGCAUUGUCGAAAAUGGAAGAUUCCAGCUCGACUAUCAUCACCCAGAGGUCCGAACAUGGAUGGACACAGUUAUACAUAACCUCGUCGUCAAUUACGGGGCGGGUUACUUCAAGUUCGAUUACAACAUUGAAGUGACGCAAGGCACAGACAUUGGAGGGUCAUCGUCUACUGGGGUUGCGCAUCUCGAACAUCAGCGGGCGUACCUUAGCUGGGUCAGGUCAUUACUUGACAGGUACCCCACGCUUGUUAUUGAGAACUGCUCGAGUGGUGGACAGCGUAUGGAAUAUGCUAUGUUAUCGGUUCACUCGCUCCAAUCGACAAGUGAUCAGCAGGACCCCACUCUGUAUGCAGCUAUUGCUGCAGCCAUGCCGACCGCUGUUGUCCCAGAACAAAGCGCAACCUGGGCUUAUCCCCAGCCGGAAUGGAGCGACGAGCUGAACGCAUUAAGUGUUGUCAAUAGUCUGCUGGGGCGAGUCUAUCUCAGUGGCCGCUUAGACAAGCUCAGCCCCGAUCAGCUCGGACUUGUGGUGGAGGGCAUGGACGUAUAUAAGAGGAUACGUUUUGACUUGAAGUCUGCACAUCCAAUGUGGCCCCUUGGGCUUCCGCGAUGGCAUGAUGACUGGCUGUCUCUUGCUUUGGCCACGAAAGAUAACGGUAUAUAUCUUGCCAUAUGGCGGAGAGGUGGUGCCACAGAAAAGGACUUACCCCUCAGGUUUCCUAACGGCCAGUAUCCAACAACUGCGAAGGUGCUGUACCCAAGUCGCUUUGAGACUGACGCAACGUGGAAUGAGACCUCGGGAAUGCUGAGCUUAAAACUGUCCGACACAACCUGUGCUCGGCUUUUCCAUCUUCUAUGA
Penicillium griseofulvum is the source of this 2142-nucleotide messenger RNA. RefSeq names its product putative Melibiase subfamily. Bases 1 to 2142 code for a protein of 713 amino acids. Gene Ontology annotation, biological process: carbohydrate catabolic process. The transcript has a single exon. The record is from RefSeq and is a predicted model, not a curated record. Gene Ontology annotation, molecular function: alpha-galactosidase activity. Lineage: Eukaryota; Fungi; Ascomycota; Eurotiomycetes; Eurotiales; Aspergillaceae.